AUGUGUGUGCAACCCUUUCUACAGGAGACAUUAGAAAAUCACCAAGAGUGUCUAAAGAAGCAAAGAGAUGCAGUUAAAUACAGACUGAAAAAGCUGGCAGCACGACAGUCAGAGAUCACAAAAAAGUCCUCAGUGAUAAGGGAGAACAUCAUACGGAAGUACCAGGAGAUCCAGGCCGUCUUAGACGAGGACUUGAGGAUUACCCUGUCCCACCUGGAGAUGGAGGAGCGGGCUGCUGUCUGUGCUCUGGAUGGACUGAUGGAGAGGAACUGUUCUCUAAUCCAGGAGAUCGAGCAGGACCUGGCCAGACUCACUGUGGCAAUGGAGCAGACCGACACAGAGCCUGACACAAUGUCUUUCUUUUCAUACCCUGAGCAGCAAGACAUGGAGACAGUGGACAGAGUAAUGGACUUGCUAAACAGGACGGACCCGAGCAGUGUGAGCCUGGAUGAAGUUAAAGCUGACCAGAUCCUCAGCCUCGCCAACAACAUGCUUCUGCUCAUCAGCUCACAGACUCCUAUAAUAAAGAAACUCGCCAAGAGUUAUUCCAGUGAGGUGAGUCUGGAUCCAGACACAGCCCACCCAAAGCUGAUCAUCUCCCCCGAAGGUGACAGUGCCAUCUACACAGACACCUGGCAGCAACUCCCUGACCUCCCUGGACGCUUUGACACCACCCUCAAUGUCAUCAGCUUGCAAGGCUUCAGCUUUGGUCGCCAUUACUGGGAGAUUGAUGUGACUGGGAAGACUUACUGGGAACUGGGUGUCACCCAUCCCAACCUUCCCCGUAAGGGAACCACUGAGGACUGCUGGCUGGGCCGCGGGGACGAGUCCUGGUGCGUGGAGUUCUUUGAUGGGGAGUAUACAGCGUGGCAUGGAGGCGUGCCCCACCAGCUGCCUUUCACAAAACGCUUCUGUCGGAUUGGUGUUAUGUGUAGUUUCCCUGCAGGGUUGGUGACGUUCCUUGAGGCAGACAACAUGACACCGCUGUUCUCCUUCUGUGCAGGGACCUUCUCGGACUGCCUCCACCUGGCCCUGUGUCCUGGUCAUGACCACAAUGGCAACAAUGCUGAGCCAGUUGUAAUCUGUAAUGAUCCAUCUCCUACCAGUGAUCUCUGAUCAGUGGUUCAAAAAAAAAGAAGCUUUUAGUAACUCCCUGCUACGGCACCAUUUUAUAAUAACGCACCAGUAGAGUGCCACAAGGAUGAUGUUUUUUCUGUAGACCAACCCAGAUGUUAAUGUAACCGUGGUUCCCUCGUCAAAAAGCAUAUGGGAUUUUUCCAUUUUGGAUCAUUGCAGAAAAUAAAUUCUGUGGCAAGCACAUGUUUAUGAUACUUAUAUGUUCUGUUCAACAAGAUAAUCUUCACUAAUGAACACCACUAAGCUAAAACGACCACACUAAGGUUGGGUCGUCACCACUACGAGACUGUAAAGCCGUGUUCGGCGUGAUGAAAUUUUGUAGUCCCAUUUAGCCACUUGAUAGCAAGCUCUGUUUUUUAGACCCAUGAGCUUCAAAGUUUGCCAGUGGGGUACUUACUGACGUAUUUUAUGUUGCAGAACAAAAUGUGAAAGUCUCUUUACCUUGUAGCCGCAGACAUAACUUCUAGGGGUGUAAUGAUCCAUCGAUCUGGACUGAUACAUUGAUUCAAUGAGCAAUGAUCCUGUAUCAUCCAUGCGAAGUGUAAACAUUGAUCCAUAUCAUCCUCUAUCAGAUGCACCUUUAUUUUGAAAAUUCUGUGUUACCAUCACAGGCAGAUGAUGAGAAGCAGACAAGAGACAGGUGAUGAGAAUAACGCUAUUUACUCGUGAAUAAAUCAUCACUCUGGAAAUGCUUUGUUUUCUGAGAAACUGCGAGUCAACAGGUCAACAGACAACGUGUUAUAUGUAAACAAAAGCAGUACUCAGAAACGUCACAUCCUGUCAUGGGCUAACCUCGCUCCCUGCUAAUAGCAGCAUUAGCUGCUCAUUUUCAAAAAUGUUUGGCUGAAAAGACGUACAUGCAGACUUUAAUUCAACCGUGCUGUUUUGUCGGGAGAUGUGGUGACUUAAACCAGUGGUGAGUAAGAAAAAGCAUAAAUAAUACAUCUAUGGGUUAAAUUAUGGGUGGAGGAAAAGUCCGCUAGCCGCUAAGAUAAUUUGUGCAAUUUAAAAAGCCAUAGGCUUAUGCUAAUAACAUUAGCAUGUUGUAUAUAU
Plectropomus leopardus (leopard coralgrouper) is the source of this 2190-nucleotide messenger RNA. The record is from RefSeq and is a predicted model, not a curated record. NCBI's taxonomy places the organism in Eukaryota, Metazoa, Chordata, Actinopteri, Perciformes, Serranidae.